Phycomyces blakesleeanus NRRL 1555(-) is the source of this 1992-nucleotide messenger RNA. RefSeq lists its product as hypothetical. The coding region runs from base 92 to 1807 and encodes 571 amino acids. Gene Ontology annotation, molecular function: lysine-tRNA ligase activity; tRNA binding; ATP binding. Gene Ontology annotation, biological process: lysyl-tRNA aminoacylation. The transcript has 3 exons. The record is from RefSeq and is a predicted model, not a curated record. Lineage: Eukaryota; Fungi; Mucoromycota; Mucoromycetes; Mucorales; Phycomycetaceae. Gene Ontology annotation, cellular component: cytoplasm; cytosol.
GAAAAUUAUUUAAUUUUUUUAUUUAAUUUUUUUUAUUAUUUUUUCACUUUCUUCUUUCUUUAUUUUAUUUUAUUUUAAAAAAAAUAGAAAAAUGUCCACUGUUGAAUUUGUCAACGAGAAGAACCUCCAGAAGGAUCCCUUCACUGGCGAGAUGAUUUCCAAGUCGGAAAUCAAGCGUCGUACUAAGCAGCGCGAGAAGGAAGCUGCCAAGGCUGCCAAGGCCGCUGCGGCUCCUGUUGUCGAGAAGACCAAGAGUGCUGAGGAGGGUGAGGAUGAAUUGAACCCCAACCAGUACUUUGAGUUGCGUUCCAAGAGCAUCCGCCACUUGCGCGAGACUCAGCAGCCCAACCCUUACCCCCACAAGUUCCAGGUCGAGUUGAGCUUGCCUGAGUUUAUUGCCAAGUACAACGAUAUCCCCACUGGCGAGCGUCAGGACAACCAGAUCGUGACUGUGUCAGGUCGUAUCCACAACAAGCGUGCUGCUGGCGCCAAGUUGAGAUUCUACGAUCUCCACGGUGAGGGCGUCAAGAUCCAGGUCAUGGCUGCUGCUCAGGAUGCCGAAGACGAGUCCAAGUACGCUGAGAUCCACGACCUUUUGCGCCGUGGUGACAUCGUUGGUGUACGUGGUGUACCCGGCAAAACCAAGCGCGGUGAGUUGUCCAUCUUCCCUAAGUCUAUUCUGUUGUUGUCUCCUUGUCUGCGCAUGUUGCCCAAGGCAAACUACGGCUUCAAGGACCAGGAGCUCCGUUACCGCCAGCGCUGGAUCGAUUUGAUCAUGAACAACAACGUCCGCGACAAGUUCAUCACCCGUGCUAAGAUCAUCUCUCACCUCCGUAAGUUCUUGGAUACCCGUGGUUUCCUUGAAGUCGAGACACCCAUGAUGAACCAGAUUGCCGGUGGUGCCACCGCCAAGCCCUUUGUCACCCACCACAAUGACUUGAAGUUGGACAUGUUCAUGCGUAUCGCCCCUGAGCUCUACCUCAAGAUGUUGACCGUCGGUGGUCUUGACAGAGUCUACGAAAUCGGACGUCAGUUCCGUAACGAGUCCAUCGAUCUUACCCACAACCCCGAGUUCACCACCUGCGAGUUCUACAUGGCCUACGCCGAUAUGUACGACUUGAUGAACAUGACCGAAGAGUUGUUGUCCGGCAUGGUCAAGGCCCUGUUCGGAUCGUACAAGGUUGAGUACCAUCCCCAGGGUCCCACCGAGCCCGCUCUCGAGAUCGAUUUCACUCCUCCCUUCCGCCGUAUGGACAUGAUCCAGACCCUUGAGGAGAAGCUCAAUGUCACCUUCCCUGCCGGCGACAAGUUGCAGACCCCCGAAGGAACCAAGUUCCUUUCCGACCUCUGCAUCAAGCACAACGUCGACUGCUCUGCUCCCCGCACCAGUGCCCGUCUCUUGGACAAGCUUGUCGGUGACUUCCUCGAGGUCUCUUGCAUCAGCCCCACCUUCAUCACUGGUCACCCCAUGAUGAUGUCUCCUCUUGCCAAGAAGCAUCGCGAGCGUGCCGGUCUCUGCGAGCGUUUCGAGCUCUUUGUUGCCACCAAGGAAGUCUGCAAUGCCUACACCGAGUUGAACGAUCCCUUUGACCAGCGCGAGCGUUUCGCCCAGCAGGCCUCGGACAAGGAUGCUGGUGAUGACGAGGCUCAGAUGAUUGACGAGAACUUCUGUCAGGCUCUUGAGUAUGGUCUGCCCCCCACUGGUGGUUGGGGUAUGGGAAUUGAUCGUUUGACCAUGUUCUUGACCAACUCCAACAACAUCAAGGAGGUCCUCCUCUUCCCUGCCAUGAAGCCUGAAGAGAACUAAUAAGUGAAUUCCCCUCAUAAUAUUAUAUUUCAUUAUUCUCUUUGUUACUCUCUCUCUCUCUCUAUUACUCUAUCUAUCUUUUGAUCUCUCAUUAUUCUCCCUUUUUUUUUGCCUUGUACUUUUCAUUCCAAAAAACCAACAUUCAAAAAAUAAAAAUGAAAAUAUACUCCUUUAAUACAAACAAU